AUGACAUCCCUAUGCACGAGGUUGAAAGGUGCCCUAGCGAAUGCGCCGACCAAAGAAUUGCGUGGACAUCAGCAAAAAGUGCUCACGGUCGGGUGGAGCUCCGAUGGCCGGAGACUGGGUUCGGGGUCCGCCGACAAGACAGCGAGAGUGUAUACCAAUAUUGAGCGGACAAAUAGCAAAGACGCCUUGGAGUUGAAGGCACAUACGGGCGACGUCGAUCAGUUGUGUUGGGACCCGACACACCCUGAUAGACUGGCGACAGCAUCCCUCGACAGUUCGAUUAUCAUGUGGGACGUACGAACGGCGGACAGAUCAAAAACUUCACCGUAUAUCUGUAAAGUGAAAACCACGGGAGAAAACAUCAACCUAUGUUGGAGCCCCGAUGGAAGGAACAUCGCGGUGGGGAACAAGGAAGAUGUUGUGGCUUUCAUUGAUCCGAGGGGAGGAGGAGAUGCAACAAGUGAGAAGAAGUACAUAUGGCAUACGAUAAAGAAUGAUGUUGAGAUCAACGAAAUCAGCUGGAACUUCGCCGGGGAUCUGUUCUUCAUGACCACGGGACAGGGGACGGUGCGCAUACUGGAGUUCCCGGGAUUCAAACAAGUUACCGACCUGUACGCACAUACCGCCAAUCUGUACUGUCUAGACUUUGAUCCACGAGGAAAAUAUUUUGCCACUGGGAGUGCAGAUGCUUUAGUAGCUCUCUGGGAUCUCGAUUCCCUUCUAUGUUUACGAACAUUUGGGACUCUUGAAUGGCCAGUCCGAACAAUCAGCAUGAGCCACGACGGCGAACUCAUCGCCUCUGGAUCAGAAGAUCGGAUAAUCGACAUCUCUUCCGUCGAAACCGGCCACAAUAUCUACACGAUCCACACGAGUGCAGCAACGAACAGCAUCGCAUGGCAUCCCUACAAACACUUGCUGGCGUACGCGGGCGAUGACGCGAUGGCUACGAGACCGGAAGGGAAUUUGAGGGUGUUUGGCUUGAGUGACUUGAAAAACGGAUAA
Molecule: messenger RNA, 1002 nt
Organism: Fimicolochytrium jonesii
Lineage: Eukaryota; Fungi; Chytridiomycota; Chytridiomycetes; Spizellomycetales; Powellomycetaceae
Product: WD40-repeat-containing domain protein
Exons: 8
Coding region: 1-1002 (333 amino acids)
Biological process (GO): mRNA export from nucleus
Cellular component (GO): THO complex part of transcription export complex
Molecular function (GO): protein binding
Source: RefSeq, a predicted model, not a curated record